Monomorium pharaonis (pharaoh ant) is the source of this 1099-nucleotide messenger RNA. RefSeq lists its product as uncharacterized. The transcript has 2 exons. NCBI's taxonomy places the organism in Eukaryota, Metazoa, Arthropoda, Insecta, Hymenoptera, Formicidae. The record is from RefSeq and is a predicted model, not a curated record. Bases 645 to 968 code for a protein of 107 amino acids.
UAUCGCCGAGAUAACUUAUUAUAAAUACACAACCACGACACUCUGCCUUGCGGGGUCGUGGACAACGAGCUAAUAGACGCGACAUUCUGCCUUGCGGGGUCGCGAUCUACCCAUUGUAACUGAAUACAAGAAUAAAAGUGUUCAAGACAAAUAACGGUGUAUGUGACGAAAUACCUUCCUCGCGAGAUCUCUGGCAGCGAUCCCAAAUCGUACUCACAACGAGGGAUACAACAUUAUCGUACGGAGCGCCGAAUCGUCGGCAGCUGAUAAAUUUAUUCGACAGCUCUUGGAAUAGUUAUAAACAAAAAUCGCUGACCAUAUCCAAUAGCGGCUUGUUAUAAACAAAUUUUUUAUCGCGGCAAGGAGCGCCGAAUCGUUGAUAGCUUAAAUUUCUAGAUAAUGAAUCGGUAGUGAGCGCGUUAAAAUUAGAUAUUUGUGGAGGGUAUAAAAAUUAGAUAUUUUGUGGGGAGGGAUAAAAAAAAGGAUAUUUCGUGGAGGAGAUAAUAAUAUAAAAAAGAGCUCCCGACAACGUUAUUGCAUCAGUCAAAUAGUGGAACACGAACGGUAAAGCUUCGUCUACGUUACCGCAGCAGUUGAUUAGUGGAAGUCAGAUUGUAAAGCUUCUGAAGAAAGAACCGUACGAGAUGAACUAUUACGUUCCGAUCCAACAGAAUGACGGGUGCGAUAAAUCAACAUUAUCGCAGCCACGCUAUACUCCUCGCAUCCUGGGAAGGCGAUUUGCUUUAACCGCCACUGCCUACAAAUAUUUGGAUAUCGGAGUCAGUAUGGGACGUGAACCUUUUGUGGAGAUGAUUCUUGGCGACAACAAAAGCAAUCAGAUACCGCUGUCACGUGAUACCUGGGUAAUAAUGAUUGAGAAACGUAUGGAUAUCGAGAGACUCCUGCAGACAACCACCGCUACAUCAUUGUGGAUUAAUGAUCUUUUCAUCGAACUCGUCAAAACGUAAUAAGAGUGUCAUAAAAUUUACAUUAAAUAACAAAGCUUUGUAUAUGAAACCAUUGACUGUGCCAUUUUUAUUAAAUCUUGAAGAUGUUAUCAAUAAUGUCUACUUUAAGUUGUGGGAUGAUAUGCACGUAG